GAACCGGACAUGUGAUGUUAGUUCGCCUGAUUCCUGAGCUACAAGGCCAGAAAUAUAUAGAUAUGUCCCAUCAAGAAAAUGCAUGUGUAACCAUUUUCGAAGUCAGUGAUUACAUAGUCAUACAUGUAACAGAAUCAACAUGCAUAUACGGAUCUCAUCAUGGGAGCGAAUUACUAGAGUUUAUUGAACAUGCAAAUAAUAUAUGUCAUUGUCACCUUGUCAAUUAUUUUAUCGUUCAAUGCUUUUAUUUGUCAUUUUAAUCGCCUUUAACAAGCAACUUAGCACUAAUAAUUCUAUAGUUUGGUCAUCAUAAUCUGCAUGUCCUUGAACCAUAUUGACAAAUUCAAUUGUUACUCUCUAAUAAGUCGAAUAAGCCAAAAAUUAACUGCAUUUUUCCUAUCACUUCCAACUUUCAUUAAUAGUUUUUAGUUGUAACUUGUAAGCUUAAGUAAUUGCUCUUAAACACAAAUAUCCUCCUAUACAAAAUGAAGGAAAGACUCGAGAAGUGAAAUGGGACAGAAAAUUAAUAUUGUCUAAUGGCCUUCCAAAUUUUUGCCAAAUUUUCUACAUAAUUAUUACUAUAUAAAAUAGGGAUAAUUACACAACAGUAUGACUAGCAAAUAUAAUUUACAUUUGAGGGGCCAAAAAUAUAUAUUAAGGUUUAUAUAUUCUUAUUACACUCGAACAAACGUCUCAUGAAGUAUUUUUUUCACUCUCAUACAACAUAAAUUUGGGCAUUCUUCAAUCUUUCUCAUGGAAAGUCUUUCCUGCUUAACUCUAAUUUGUAAAAUCUGUUUAGUUUGUUCAAAUGGUAGAUUAAUGGAGAAGACCUCACACUUGAGUUGUUUCAUACUAUGUGUUAUUAUAUUGUAUUGUUCUGUAUUAUUUCAAUGAAUACAAUAUUCAGAUACGUUGUAUCAUUUUCCGUCAUUACAUAAUCUCACAUCCUAAUUUGAAGAAUAAACUUAUAAGAAAAAUAGAGUAUAAGGUAGAGCUGCAUAAAAAGAUUGGAUAAAAAAUAAAAUAUAAUUAUUAAAUAACAAAUACAAAAUGAGAAAAAAAAAUUAUUAGUGUUGAAAAGAUUAUUUUAUAACUAUUUAUGAGACCAAAUUGAGAGGGUCCUCAGAAUGUUUAUGGGGGCACAUCUUGGUAAUGGCGAACAUGACGUGAAGACAAAACAAAACAAAAGCAUUUGCAGAAUUGCUUUAUUUGUCAACAUUUCCUUUUCUCUUCCACAUAUAUUAAUCAAUUAAUUACAGUUCAAUUGUGAUCGACUAUAUGAAUCUUCUAUAUACAUCAAUGAUUCUUCAUAAUUUAUAUUUAUAUUUGUAGUCUGUCAACCUAUUCAACGCUCUUUGUUUUUCUUUCUGAAUGUUGUUGUCAUGCCACUCCUCUCCAAUCAUCAUUACUUGAGGUUAUGAAUUAACGUUGUUCAUCGUGUAUUAAAGGAAAAAACUUAAAGUUGUGAAAGCAUUGAUUUUGGGGGCUACUCUAAGAUUUAGCAUAUUGGACAAACUAUGGGGAAGCCAACUGGGAAGAAGAAAAGUCAUGUAGAAUCAAAGUCCAAUGCUGGAAAUGUGAAGCAUGGCAAAGCUAUCGCAGAGCAUAAAUCCAAAGCAGUUGAUGAGGACACAGCUGUGUUCAUCAAGAUGUCUAAAGAAUUGAAGGAAGAAGGGAACAGGUUCUUUCAAAAGCGUGAUCAUGAGGGCGCCAUGUUGAAGUAUGAGAAGGCACUCAAAUUGCUUCCUAGGAACCAUAUUGAUGUUGCGUAUUUGCACAGCAACAUGGCUAGUUGCUAUAUGCAAAUGGGGCGUAGUGAGUUUCCAAAAGCUAUAAAUGAAUGUAACUUGGCACUUGAAGUUGCUCCCAAGUAUAGCAAAGCUUUGUUGAAGAGAGCUAAGUGUUAUGAAUCAUUGAAUAGGCUUGAUUUAGCUUUAAGGGAUGUGAACCAUGUCUUGAGUGUUGAACCUAACAAUUUGACUGCUUUGGAGUUUGCAGAAAAGGUUAAAAAGGAAAUAGAAGAAAUACUUAAUGUUGAAGAUAAAAAAGUAGCCUUAGAUAAAAAAGUAGCCUUACCCCUUCCACUAUCUACCAAUGUUGUAAAGGAUAACAUGAAAAAGAAGAAGAACAAUAAAUUUGAUGACAAGAGGAUAGUUGAGAUUAAGGAAGCUAAGAUUGAUGGAGUCGAAGGAAAUAACGCCGAGCACAAGGGGGUAGUGGAGGAGAAGAGAAGCGUCCAGGGAGAAAAAACAGCGACAAGAACAGUGAAGUUGGUUCUCGGGGAGGAUAUAAGAUGGGCACAGUUACCAGUUGGUUGCAGUUUUCGACUUGUGAGAGACAUAGUUCUAGAUCGAUUUUCAAAUUUGAAGGGUGCACUUAUCAAGUACAGGGAUCAAGAAGGUGAUUUGAUUACUAUCACGACUACUGACGAGCUCAGGUUGGCUGAAUCAUCUGUUGAUCUUCAAGGUUCUUUAAGACUAUACAUCAAAGAAGUUAGUCCAGACAUAGAACCUAUGUAUUUGAGCAUUGAAGAAGAUGUGAAACUGAGCAUUUGCAAAUCAACUAUAGUCAAAAAGGAUGGGCGCGUGGAGGAGGGGACGGAACUGAAUAAAGGGCCAACUUGCCCUGAAAACUGGGUUGUCCAAUUUGCAAGGCUAUUCAAGAACCAUGUUGGAGUUGAUUGUGACUCGUAUCUGGAUCUUCACGAGACAGGAAUGAAAUUAUAUUCAGAAGCUAUGGAGGACACUGUUACAAUUGAAGAAGCAGAAGAACUUUUUGACAUUGCUUCAGCUCAGUUUCAAGAGAUGGCAGCUUUGUCUUUGUUUAACUGGGGAAAUGUACAUAUGUCCAGAGCAAGAAAGGAAGUACGUUUCACAGAAGAGGGUUCUGGGGAGACGGUGUCAGAGCAGAUUAAAUCUGCAUAUGAAUGGGCAGAAAGUGAAUAUGAAACUGCAGAAAUGAGGUACGAAGAUGCUCUUAGAAUCAAGCCAGAUUUCUACGAAAGCCUUCUUGCACUUGGUCAGCAGCAGUUUGAACAAGCAAAACUCUCAUGGUACUACUUGGUUGGGAGUAAAGUUGAGUUAGAGGCAGGAACAUGUGCAGAGAUCUUGGAGCUAUAUAACAAGGCUGAGGAUAGCAUCGACAGAGGGAUGGAAAUGUGGGAAGAGAUGGAAGAACAACAACUAAAUGGACUCUCAAAAUAUGAGGAACAUAAAGCUCAAUUGCAUAAAAGGGGGUUGGAUGGUAUACUUAAACCAGCUGAAGAAUCUAAAGAGCAGACUGAAAACAUGAGGUCUCAGAUUUACCUUUUAUGGGGAACCAUGCUCUAUGAACGUUCUGUGGUCGAAUUUAAGAUAGGAUUACCAACCUGGGAAGAAUGUCUAGAUACUGCAGUUGAAAAGUUUGAACUAGCUGGAGCAUCUGAGACUGAUAUUGCAGUCAUGAUAAAGAACCACUGUUCCAAUGAAACUGCUCUCGAAGGGUUCAAAGUUGACGAGCUUGUACAGGCAUGGAGUGAGCUGUAUGAUACAAACAAGUGGCAGACUGGGGUGCCAACUUUCAGGCUAGAACCAUUGUUCCGUCGUCGGGUUUCAAGCCUUCAUUCUAUACUGGAAAAUAUUUGAAUUGCAAAGCUUAUGAUUAAAACAAAGUCUAUUGGUAUCACCUCAACAAGUUUAUGCGGUGAUAUACUUCCCAAGUAAAUAUAUUCUUUCUGUAAACUAUUGUCUUCAUGAUCUACUAUUUGCUUUUGAAGCAAAAUAGCUGUUACAUCACUGAAUUCUCGGAUUUUGAAGCCAUUGGUUUGUUCUAGAUGUGAAGGUGUCUGUACUAUCAUUGGGUUCUACGGUUUUUUGGUAAUUUUGCAAAGUAGUUCUUUCUGAUUGCAUUAGUUGCAUUCAAUUUUUCACACAGCAAGUAAACUAUAACGCUGGAUUUGUAAGUCUGUUGUAUAUAGAAAACUGCACAUUCAGUUUUCUUCUUUAUUCAAUCCUACAGAUUUUGUAUAUGUAUUUUUUGGAAAUUGUCCCCAUUAUAUAUACAUAUCAUAUUUUA
Molecule: messenger RNA, 4053 nt
Organism: Capsicum annuum
Lineage: Eukaryota; Viridiplantae; Streptophyta; Magnoliopsida; Solanales; Solanaceae
Product: protein PHOX1
Exons: 4
Coding region: 1518-3623 (701 amino acids)
Molecular function (GO): protein binding
Source: RefSeq, a predicted model, not a curated record